Messenger RNA from Nomascus leucogenys (northern white-cheeked gibbon), 1933 nucleotides. RefSeq names its product ring finger protein 125 (gene RNF125). Lineage: Eukaryota; Metazoa; Chordata; Mammalia; Primates; Hylobatidae. Gene Ontology annotation, biological process: protein polyubiquitination; ubiquitin-dependent protein catabolic process. Gene Ontology annotation, molecular function: ubiquitin protein ligase activity. The record is from RefSeq and is a predicted model, not a curated record.
AGCGCGGCUGUUCUCUGAUUAUCAUUAAGCGUGGCCACGCCCGCACUUAACUUCUUACAGUAGGGAAAGCAGCUGUGUGUGAUAGCUUGGAAGGUUUACUGCUGCCUCAAGUCCUCUUCUCUGCAGUUGAGGUUUCAGGUUUCAAUCCUCCCAAUACCACAAGACAGAGCACCGGGCGGCUGCCGCCUCCGCCUCCGCCCCUUAACCUAGGGGGCUUGCCGAAGAUUUCAGCCCCGCGGCCGCGCGCUCGCCCUGCUCUAGAGCAAGGUUGGGCGCAGCGGCGGAGGUGGCUUCUGGGCUGCGCAAGCUGGGAGAGCUGGGAGGCGGCGAUCGCAGCUGGGCCGGGACUUCCUUCCUCCACCGCACGACAACAAAACAACCCUGCGGCAGGCACUGAGUGCUUGGCAGCUGUCUGGGCGAGAGGCACAGCGAUGGGCUCCGUGCUGAGCAGCGACAGCGGCAAAUCGGCGCCCGCCUCUGCCACCCCGCGGGCCCUGGAGCGCAGGGGAUACCCGGAGUUGCCCGUCACGUCCUUCGACUGCGCCGUGUGCCUUGAGGUGUUACACCAGCCUGUCCGGACCCGCUGUGGCCACGUAUUCUGCCGUUCCUGUAUUGCCACCAGUCUGAAGAACAACAAGUGGACCUGUCCUUAUUGCCGGGCGUAUCUUCCUUCAGAAGGAGUUCCAGCAACUGAUGUAGCCAAAAGAAUGAAAUCAGAGUAUGAGAACUGCACUGAGUGUGACACCCUGGUUUGCCUCAGUGAAAUGAGGGCACAUAUUCGGACUUGUCAGAAGUACAUAGAUAAGUAUGGACCGCUACAAGAACUUGAGGAGACAGCAGCAAGGUGUGUAUGUCCCUUUUGUCAGAGGGAACUGGAUAAAGACAGCUUGCUGGAUCAUUAUGUUACUCAUCACAGAUCGGAAUGGAGGCCUGUGUUCUGUCCACUUUGCCGUUUAAUACCCGAUGAGAAUCCAAGCAGCUUCAGUGGCAGUUUAAUAAGACAUCUGCAAGUUAGUCACACUUUGUUUUAUGAUGAUUUCAUAGAUUUUAAUAUAAUUGAGGAAGCUCUUAUCUGAAGAGUCUUAGACCGGUCACUUCUUGAAUAUGUGAAUCACUUGAACACCACAUAAUUUUAUUAAAACGAAGGGAAAAGGGACCACUGAAUUGCACCAUUUAAGAUGCUGCUUGAACAAAUUGGAGGGAAGUUGUCAAUGCUUGAUGGGCAAAAAUGUACAACACAGUUACAUGUUUGUCCAUGUUUAUUGUUAUAGUGCAUUUAAAAACUGCUUUAAUUUUGAUGGUUUAAAUCUGUUUUACAUCCUUGAGAUUCUUACAUAUCUAAUAAUGAAAAAAAUCGUCUACAUCAGUCAUUAUUAUAUAGAAAAGACACAUGGUAGGCAAGUAGGUGGAGGGUCUCGGUUUGCAAAUUAGAUAACACUGUGUGUAUAAUGCUACAUAUUAAUAACUACCAUCAUGGUUAGGCACGAUAACUAAUCUUUGUUCUAUGUAAAAAAACAGAGAGUGGAACAAAGUGCAGACAUUCAAAGAAACAAGAAAUCUGCUCCAGUGCUCUUGUUCUAAUCUCUAAUAGAUUAACGUUAAUAAUCUUGUACGGGAGUUGGAAAGGAAAAUUUUGGAAGUCAAGAAAGUCCAUUUAGGCUGGACACGGUAGCUCAUGCUUGUAAUCCCAGCACUUUGGGAGGCUGAAGCGGGUGGAUCAUGAGGUCAGGAGUUCGAGACCAGCCUGGCCAAUACUGGUCUUUGUGAAACUCCGUCUCUACUAAAAAUACAAAAAUUAGCUGGACGUGAUGGCAGGCACCUGUAAUCCCAGCUACUUGGGAGGCUGAGGCAGAAAAAUCACUUGAACCCAGGAGGCAGAGGUUACAGUGAGCCGAGAUCAUGCCAGUACACUCCAGCCUGGGCGACAGAGCUA